Messenger RNA from Scaptodrosophila lebanonensis, 6763 nucleotides. It is a transcript of the gene Dscam1, whose product is annotated as Down syndrome cell adhesion molecule-like protein Dscam2. The record is from RefSeq and is a predicted model, not a curated record. Gene Ontology annotation, biological process: homophilic cell-cell adhesion; dendrite self-avoidance; axon guidance. Gene Ontology annotation, cellular component: plasma membrane; axon. NCBI's taxonomy places the organism in Eukaryota, Metazoa, Arthropoda, Insecta, Diptera, Drosophilidae. Gene Ontology annotation, molecular function: cell-cell adhesion mediator activity. The transcript has 24 exons. The coding region runs from base 304 to 6441 and encodes 2045 amino acids.
UGCGUUUCGCGCUUCCCUGUGUGUUGCACUAAAUAAAUAAAUAAAAUAAGCAGAGUAUUGAAAAAUAUAUAAAAGCCAGCUGCAGUGUCUCAGCGCGUGGCUGUGGUGCAACAUUUGAUACAGAGUCGCCACCCCUGUGGAUUAGUGGCACUUUGUAGUAUUUUCAAAUACAGUGUGUGAUUUGUGAAUGACUCAAAUAUAAAAAAUUCAACAGCCCCUUCAACGAAUCUAAUUUACAUCUUUAUUAGAGUCGCUGUUUAAUAUCGUAAGAUCAAUAAGAGGAAACAUAACGGAUCACACACAAUGGCCAAAAUAUGGAAUAUGUGUCUCAGUAGUCUUAUACAAUUGGCUGCUGUUAUUGGGAUUGUCUCUAUAAGCAGCAUUUUGGCUGCAAGUCCACCAGAUGCAGAUCAGAAGGGUCCAGUUUUUCUGAAGGAACCAAUUAAUCGUGUUGAUUUUUCAAACUCCACCGGUGCUGAAAUAGAGUGUAAGGCCAGUGGUAAUCCCAUGCCCGAGAUUAUUUGGAUUCGCAGCGAUGGUACAGCUGUAGGCGAUGUACCCGGUUUGCGACAAAUAUCGUCCGAUGGCAAACUGGUAUUCCCUCCGUUUCGAGCAGAAGACUAUCGACAGGAGGUACAUUCACAAAUAUAUGCUUGCUUGGCGCGAAAUCAAUUUGGAUCAAUUAUUUCGAGAGAUGUUAACGUACGAGCAGUUGUGCGUCAAUUUUAUGAAUCAGAGGUUAAUAAUGAAUAUGUUAUACGUGGAAACUCAGCUGUGCUUAAAUGUUCUAUACCAUCAUUUGUUGCGGACUUUGUGGAAAUUAUAUCCUGGCAAGAUGAGAAGGGUCAAAUAUUUACUACUUUCUAUGAAAAAAAAGACAUUGAUGGGAAAUACCUUGUGUUGCCUUCCGGUGAGCUACAUAUUCGUGAAGUUGGGCCUGAGGAUGGCUACAAAAGCUAUCAGUGCCGCACCAAACAUCGCUUGACUGGCGAGACACGCCUGAGUGCGACCAAAGGACGAUUGGUUAUUACAGAGCCAAUUGGUAGUGUGCCUCCAAAGGUUAGCAUUGAGGUUGAGGUUGCUGGUGCAAGAGGAUAUCUAGGAAAAAGCAUAAGUCUUAAAUGCCCAGCGCAAUCGUUUCCGGUCCCUUCAUAUAGGUGGUAUAAAUUUAUCGAAGGCACAACCCGCAAACAAGCUGUCGUACUCAAUGAUCGCGUUAAGCAAGUUUCUGGUACGCUCAUAAUCAGGGACGCAGUUGUCGAGGAUUCAGGCAAAUAUUUGUGUGUUGUUAACAACUCUGUCGGCGGCGAGAGCGUUGAAACGGUUUUAACUGUAACUGCACCACUCUCUGCAAAAAUCGACCCACCCACACAAACGGUUGACUUCGGUCGACCCGCAGUCUUUGUUUGUCAUUAUGCUGGAAAUCCAAUCAAAACAAUAAGUUGGAUGAAGGAUGGCAAGGCUAUUGGACAUAGUGAGCCCACGCUUCGCAUUGAAUCAGUCAAAAAGGACGACAAGGGCAUGUAUCAGUGCUUUGUUCGUAAUGAUCAGGAAUCUGCUGAGGCAAGCGCCGAACUAAAACUAGGCGGUAGAUUCGAUCCACCUGUUAUCCGCCAGGCCUUUCAAGAGGAAACUAUGGAGCCCGGCCCUAGUGUUUUUUUAAAAUGCGUUGCAGGUGGAAAUCCAACUCCAGAAAUCUCAUGGGAAUUGGACGGAAAGAAAAUAGCCAAUAAUGAUCGUUACCAAGUGGGUCAAUAUGUGACAGUAAAUGGCGAUGUUGUCUCAUAUUUGAAUAUAACAUCAGUUCAUGCAAAUGAUGGUGGUCUUUAUAAGUGUAUGGCUAAAAGUAAAGUCGGAAUUGCUGAGCAUUCAUCAAAGUUGAAUGUGUAUGGCCUACCAUACAUACGUCAAAUGGAAAAAAAAGCUAUUGUAGCCGGCGAAACCUUAAUCGUGACUUGCCCUGUUGCAGGUUAUCCCAUAGAUUCAAUUGUCUGGGAACGUGAUAAUCGGGCCUUGCCUAUCAAUCGGAAGCAGAAAGUUUUUCCAAAUGGAACGUUGAUCAUAGAAAAUGUUGAACGCAGCUCGGAUCAGGCAACAUACACUUGCGUGGCAAAGAAUUCUGAAGGUUACUCAGCGCGUGGCUCAUUGGAGGUUCAAGUUAUGGUGCCUCCUCAAAUUGUUCCAUUUAACUUUGGCGACGAUAUUAUCAAUAUGAAUGACAUGGCUUCGGCAACGUGCACCGUAAAUAAGGGAGAUAUUCCUAUUGAUCUGUACUGGACUACAGCACCGGAUCCAAAAAUUGGGGUUGGUCGUCUUAUGUCAAACGAUGGCAUUUUAAUCACUAAAAUUGCAGAGCGCAUCAGCAUGCUAAGGAUUGAAUUUGUGCAUGCACGCCACAGGGCAAAUUAUACUUGUGUGGCACGCAAUAGUGCAGGGGUUGCAUAUCACACGAUGGAGCUACGUGUCAAUGUUCCACCAAGAUGGAUACUAGAACCAACAGAUAAGGCAUUUGCACAAGGUUCUGAUGCAAAGGUUGAAUGCAAGGCUGAUGGAUUUCCAAAGCCACAAGUCACUUGGAAAAAAGCAGUUGGUGAUACACCUGGAGAAUAUAAGGAUCUGAAGAAAAGUGACAAUGUUCGCGUCGAAGAGGGAACCCUGCAUAUUGACAACAUUCAAAAAACUAACGAGGGUUACUAUCUGUGCGAGGCAAUUAACGGAAUUGGUUCUGGACUCUCCGCCGUUAUAAUGAUAAGUGUGCAAGCACCACCUGAGUUUACAGAAAAGCUUCGUAAUCAGACAGCCCGUCGCGGUGAACCGGCAGUGCUACAGUGCGAGGCGAAAGGGGAGAAACCGAUUGGGAUUUUAUGGAACAUGAACAAUAUGCGCUUGGAUCCUAAAAAUGAUAAUCGAUAUACCAUACGUGAAGAGAUACUGUCGACUGGUGUUAUGUCUAGUCUGUCAAUCAAACGAACUGAACGUUCUGACUCUGCAUUGUUUACAUGUGUCGCUACAAAUGCAUUUGGUUCAGACGAUGCGAGUAUUAACAUGAUUGUUCAGGAAGUCCCAGAAAUGCCAUACGCUCUUAAGGUUUUGGAUAAAUCUGGCCGUUCCGUUCAGCUAAGUUGGGCACAACCAUAUGAUGGUAACUCACCAUUAAACCGCUACAUCAUUGAGUUUAAACGAUCGCGUGCAUCCUGGGAUGAAAUAGACCGUGUCAUAGUGCCUGGCCACACCACCGAAGCCCAAGUCCAAAAACUGAGCCCAGCAACCACCUAUAACAUACGUAUAGUAGCUGAAAACGUUAUAGGAACAUCACAGUCAUCGGAGGCGGUAACUAUUAUUACUGCAGAAGAGGCACCAUCUGGCAAACCGCAAAACAUAAAGGUUGAGCCCGUAAAUCAAACUACUAUGCGUGUCACUUGGAAGCCACCACCGCGCUCCGAAUGGAAUGGUGAAAUAUUGGGUUAUUAUAUAGGUUACAGGCUGACAAACGUAAACUCUUCAUAUGUCUUUGAAACUGUUAACUUCCUUACUGAGGAGGGCAAAGAACACAACUUGGAGCUAACCAAUCUGCGUGUAUACACGCAAUAUUCGGUAGUAAUACAAGCAUUCAACAAGAUUGGUGCUGGUCCAUUGAGUGAUGAGGAGAAACAGUUUACCGCCGAGGGUGUUCCAAGUCAACCACCUAGCGACACAUCAUGCACUACUCUCACUUCACAGACCAUACGUGUGAGUUGGGUGAGCCCGCCACUGGAGUCGGCCAAUGGAGUAAUAAAGACAUAUAAGGUGGUUUACGCUCCAAGCGAUGAAUGGUACGAUGAGACCAAACGCCAUUACAAGAAGACAGCCUCUUCAGACACAGUGCUACAUGGCCUUAAGAAGUUUACCAACUAUACUAUGCAGGUGCUUGCGACCACCGCCGGUGGAGAUGGUGUACGCAGUACACCUAUACACUGCCAAACUGAGCCUGAUGUACCCGAAGCACCAACAGACGUGAAGGCACUGGUAAUGGGAAACGCUGCUAUACUCGUAUCUUGGCGCCCACCUGCACAACCAAAUGGCAUUAUUACUCAAUACACUGUAUAUUCUAAAGCCGGAGGUGCUGAGACUGAAACUAAAACCCAAAAAGUACCACACUAUCAGAUGAGUUUGGAGUCCAGCGAACUAGAGAAAAACAAACCCUACGAAUUUUGGGUCACUGCCAGCACUAACAUUGGUGAAGGACAGCAAUCAAAGAGCAUUGUCGCCAUACCCAGUGAUCAAGUUCCUGCAAAGAUCGCUUCAUUUGAUGAUACGUUUACUGCUACCUUCAAGGAAGACGCUAAAAUGCCGUGUCUAGCCGUUGGUGCACCGCAACCUGAAAUCACUUGGAAAAUAAAAGGCGCAGAAUUCUCUGCCAAUGAUCGUAUGCGACAACUCCCUGAUGGGUCCUUGUUGAUUAAAUCAGUGAGUCGCCAAGACGCGGGGGAGUAUUCUUGCCAUGCAGAGAACUCAAUUGCCAAAGAUUCGAUAACGCAUAAAUUAAUCGUGCUAGCACCGCCACAAUCACCACAUGUAACACUCUCAGCUACAACUACCGAUACAUUAACAGUGAAAUUAAAGCCGCAUGAGGGAGAUACGGCUCCAUUGCACGGUUAUACUUUGCAUUACAAGCCAGAAUUCGGGGAAUGGGAAACUUCUGAAGUCUCUGUAGAUUUGCAAAAAUACAACAUCGAAAACCUUUUGUGUGGUUCGCGUUAUCAGGUAUAUGCGACUGGCUUCAACAAUAUUGGUGCUGGUGAAGCAUCUGAUAUUUUAAAUACCCGUACGAAGGGGCAAAAACCCAAACUUCCUGAGAAACCACGAUUUAUUGAAGUUUCUUCUAAUUCGGUAUCAUUACACUUUAAGGCAUGGAAAGACGGUGGUUGUCCAAUGUCCCACUUUGUAGUUGAGAGCAAGAAACGGGAUCAAAUUGAAUGGAAUCAAAUAUCGAACAAUGUGAAACCUGACAACAAUUAUGUAGUUUUAGAUUUGGAGCCAGCUACAUGGUAUAACCUUCGUAUAACCGCCCACAAUUCAGCCGGAUUCACGGUUGCUGAAUAUGACUUUGCAACACUCACUGUAACCGGAGGCACUAUUGCCCCGCUUGAUGAUGGGUUAGGAACUGGAAACGUUCAUACGCGAAUUCGGUUGCCUGCCUGGAUGCCCGAGUGGCUAGAUCUGAAUUUUAUGGUACCACUCAUUGCCACUGUUGUGGUCGUCGCGGUGGGUAUCUGUGUUGUAUGCGUAGCUCUUUCCCGAAGACGUGCGGAUGACUUGCGUGGUGGACAGAAGGAUGUUUAUUACGAUGUAGUUUACAAUCAGACUAUGGGACCGGGUGCCACCUUGGAUAAACGCAGGCCAGAUCUGCGUGACGAAUUAGGAUACAUAGCGCCUCCAAAUAGGAAGUUGCCCCCAGUGCCAGGAUCGAACUACAACACAUGUGAUCGGAUUAAGCGAGGUACAGUUAUAAGCCGCAGUGGCUUAAAAUCAAACCACUCCACCUGGGAUCCGCGUCGCAAUCCUAACCUAUAUGAGGAACUAAAAGCCCCACCGAUGCCUAUGCGUGGAAAACCUUAUGGUAAUAUUCAUGCCCAUGGGCAUGUCGAGUGUCAUUAUAGACAUCCAGGUAUGGAAGAUGAAAUCUGUCCCUAUGCCACAUUUCAUUUGCUUGGUUUUCGCGAGGAAAUGGAUCCCACAAAGGCAAUGAAUUUCCAAACGUUCCCACAUCAGAAUGGACACGCACCAGUUCCUGGUCACGCUGGAACAAUGGGCCCAACUGGACAUUCUGGAAACAUGCAUUCAAGAUCAGGCUCUCAGUCAAUGCCGCGAGCUAAUCGGUAUCAGCGCAAGAACAGCCAAGGUGGCCAAUCGUCGAUUUAUACACCCGCACCCGAGUAUGAUGAUCCGGCUAAUUGUGCUGAGGAAGAUCAAUAUCGCCGCUACACACGAGUAAAUUCUCAAGGAGGUAGCCUAUAUUCAGGACCUGGACCAGAAUAUGAUGAUCCAGCCAAUUGCGCACCCGAAGAAGAUCAAUAUGGUUCACAAUAUGGCGGCCCCUAUGGACAGCCUUAUGAUCAUUAUGGUUCUCGUGGUUCCGUCGGACGUCGUAGUGUUGGUUCUGGGCGUAAUCCAACGAAUGGUUCUCCUGAGCCCCCACCUCCACCGCCACGUAAUCACGAUAUGAGUAACUGUUCCUUCAAUGACUCUAAAGAAAGUAAUGAGAUAUCGGAGGCUGAGUGCGACCGUGAUCACGGACCACGUGGAAAUUAUGGCGUAAAAAGGUCGCCCCAAUUGAAAGAUGAACGCACCACAGAGGAGAUGUGUAAAUUAAUUGAAAGACACAAAGUCGGCCCAGGGCAACACCAACUCCAGCAGCAAAGUGGCACCAGACCCGCAGCCUACGAUACUAUGGCAGUGUAAUUUGUAAACUGGAACUCCGAUAUCAGCGAGAUAUAAACUUAUGUUGUGGCAAUUAAACAUACAAAUGAUUUAUUAAAGUGCGUUGAAGUUGAAUGAAUUAAAAACAAACAGGCAAAAGUCAAUACAGUAAAAUCUAACAAGUCACCCGCUAAGUGAACGAAUUAAUAGUAUUAGUACAUAUUGACUACUAAAAAUAUUUGCAUACAUUUUUUCAUAUUGUAUUAUAGUUAUAGGCAAAGCGAAAUUACCAAAAUAUUAUAAACGAACUUAAGUAACAAAUAAAAGAUACGUUAGAGGUCCUUAAGGUGACCCUUUUAAGUUA